AUGAGACGAACAUUGAAACGUGCUGUGGUAGCGACUCCUUUCUAUGCGAUCAACGAGAGCCAGGUUGUGGGCAAUGAAGAGGAAGACCCAGUCGCCGGACAAGUCCACUCCCUCGCCGACCAGGCCGGUCCCCACGCCGAAGACACUGACUUGGUCGCCGCCCGAGUCCAGCUCGGGCUCGAGCCCAAGGCGGCUGCCGGUGACGCCCUCGAUCUCGACCUCGACGGCACACAGGCGGGAACUGUCCGUUGCGUCACAGCUCCAAUGGUCUCCGGUCUUCAAGAGCGAGGCGUCAACCUAUUCAUCACUCGUUACAUCAGCGUGAGCGAGAACUUCUGCCAUCACAAAUAUGACUUCCUCUUCGACCUGUGGAGCCCUAGCGGCGCGAGUGAGGAGAGCGACUCAGUCCUGGCAAGUGUGACGGCCGUCGGCCUCGUCGGCGUCGCGCAGAUGACCCGGUCUCAGACUGCCCUCGAAGCAGCCAGGAAGAGCUACGGCAAGGCUCUGCAGCUGACGAAUGCGGCACUCCGGGACCAAGCAGAGGCAGUCAAGGACACCACCAUGCUCUCGGUCUUGAUACUCGGCCUCUUUGAGAUGAUUGGUGGCUCCAGUGCGAGGACCACCGAGGCCUGGCAGAAGCACCUUAACGGUGCCGCUGCCCUCGCCAGGAUCAGAGGCAUGGGGCAAUUCCGGUCCCGUGCAGGAAUCCGAAUGUUCUUCAUGCUCACUCAGAACACGAUGAUCAGCUGUAUCCAGAAUGAGCUGCCGAUGCCCAAGGAUCUGGUUGACCUGCGCGACCAGCUAGGUAGGAUGUUCAACUUGAACGGACGGGAACCCGGGUUUGAGAUCUGCAGCGUCAUGUACAAGGUGUUGCAGCUGCAGUACGAUAUCAAGCAGAACAUCGUCACCGACCUGGACGAGAUGCUGGACAAAUUCACGGAGGCGGAGGACGACUUCGAGAGGGUGGUCACUCUGUUCCCCGAUGAGUGGCAAUAUAGCAAAUACCGACUCACACAGCGCCUCCGGCCAGGCUUCUUCAACAACGUCUGCCAUUCUUACCCGAGCUUACGAGUAUCGACAAUAUGGAACGGGCUGCGGACGUGCCGCAUGCUCAUCAUCGAGACAAUGCUAGAGGAGCUUCGAGAUCGCUUCCGCCGUGUGCCAGUCGCCCAGGUGCCGCCCCGGCACCAAUAUGAGUACCAAAAGGCGAAAUUCAAGCUGGAGAGGAUUGCACUGGCAAUCCUCGCGAGCGUGCCCCAGCACUUCGGACUUGUGCCCUUGGACGGGAGCGCGCAGAGCACAUUUGCGCCUAUUCCGACCGAUGACGACGCCUGGCCGCAGAUACCCGACAACGGCUGGGGCGCAGAACUUGGAGAAGUCGGCGGCUCCGACCUCCUCGAGCCGGAUGAAGACGACAUCUGCCCAUCUCUCAACAAUGCCAUGCAAGUCAAGGACGUGGAAGCGAGUGCCAAGCGCUUCAUGCUCCUGUCCUCAGUGACCAACGGCCUGGUCUGGCCGCUUUACCUCGUCGGCAUGUCCACGGCCUCUUCGGCGGCGAUGAGAGCAUUUGUCGUUGAGAGGUUACAUGCCGUACACAACGAAACAGGCCUCGCACAGGCAGAAGACCUUGCGGCUGUCGUUGCGAGUCGCAAGCAGACCCCAGAAUCAUCAAGACGAAGGGCAACAGCCUGUAGCUCCACAGAUAUAAGAGAGUGGGGAAGUCAACACGCGAAAGGACAACGAAGGGCGACAGUGCUGCCCGUAUAA
Diaporthe batatas is the source of this 1767-nucleotide messenger RNA. RefSeq lists its product as uncharacterized. Lineage: Eukaryota; Fungi; Ascomycota; Sordariomycetes; Diaporthales; Diaporthaceae. The transcript is spliced from 6 exons. The record is from RefSeq and is a predicted model, not a curated record. Bases 1 to 1767 code for a protein of 588 amino acids.